Messenger RNA from Didymodactylos carnosus, 3471 nucleotides. The record is from the annotation of a GenBank genome assembly. Lineage: Eukaryota; Metazoa; Rotifera; Eurotatoria; Philodinida; Philodinidae.
AUGAUUACUGCGUUAGUAGACAUAGUCUUUGAUUUACAAAGUAUUUAUGAUCAACAUAAAAUACUUGAUCAAAAAGUGGUCUUAUGCAUCAUGUAUGAAUGUUAUAAUCCGUGUCGUUUGUUUGUUAUAGAAGAAGAAGUGAGAGAAAAACUGCUAUGGAAUUUAAAGCGAGAGGUCAAACAAAUGAUGGAGGAAGCAGUGAUGAAAAAAUGUAUUCAUGAAGAAAAUUGUAUUAUAACAACAUUAUGUGGCGCUGUUGAAGCUUGUUUACUUCAUGGGCUCAAGCGUCGAGCUGUUGGGCUAUUUAAAACAAGUACAACAAUGGCUCUGCUGCAAAAAAUCGCUAAACAAUGCCCGGAAGCAGCUGAUGUGGUCAAAACCGUCGAUGAAAAUGAUAGUUUUAGUAUUUCAAAAAAAUUAUCGAGUAUAACACAUCAUAUAACAAGUAUCGAAGAAACUCGUCGUACAUUAAAAGCAGCUUGGUAUUCUCGAUAUUUGUGGAUUCGUACAGCUCUUAUUAAUCGUUCAUUACAUAAAAUUGUUGAUUUUAUUAUUAGGAAUGCAUUAAAAUAUUAUGAACCGUAUGCAUUAGUUGCCGAUUCUGUUCAAGGACCGAUAUUUUCAUCACUUUUGGCUGGCCCGUGUGCGCUUGAAUUUACAAAAAUGAAGACAACGGAUCAUUUUUGGUCCGAUCCCCCAGCUGCCGAAAUAGUUCAGCGUCACCGAAUGCAUAGCACAAGACAAACAAGUUCGAAACUUUCACCAAAGCUCAAACCAAGAUUACAAAUGAAUCUCAAACGUCAUACUAGUUCAUCGAGUGAAGAAACACGAAUAACACUGCCAACAUCGAAUCCUGCUCGGGAUUAUGUUGAAUCAUUACACCAAAACGCAAAAUCACAGUUGAUCUAUGGAAAAAAUAAUGUUUUAGUACAGCCAAAAGAAGGACAAGAUCCGCUACCCGGUUAUCUAUCAUUACAUUUAACAAAUAAUGAUGUGAUAUUAAAAUGGACUCCAAAUCAACUUAUGAAUGGAUACUCAUCGUUGAAUGGUAGUAGUAGUACUGGAUCAGAAAUAAGCGAAAAUCCAAAACGAACUAGGUGCUCUUCAAAAACGGCUGAUGUCCUGUAUUCUAGCGUAUAUUGGGAUUAUGCAAUAUAUCUGAAUAUGUCUAAUAUUGUUUACCUACAUUGCCAUCAACAUCUGGAUGGAGAUCGUAUUGUACUUGUGGCAAAAGAUGGUGUUCAGCAUCCACCAUUUCAUAUAAAAGACAAAGGUGGACAUUUAUUAGCAUUUCUUUCGUGUCUGGAAAGUGGUUUAUCCCCGAAUGGGAAAUUAGAUCCGCCACUGUGGUUCGAGAAAGACAAAGGAAAGAUAUUUCCGAAACUACAUCGUCGUAAUGAUCAACAGCAGAACGAAUCUCAAGUAUCACCUUCAGCAACCCCCAGUAGUGAUGAAGAAGAGGAAAUAGGGGAUUAUGUAUUUCGCAUCGUGUUUUAUCAAGAUCACAAUAUGGUUAACCCUAAACAGUGGCAGUGGUCGACAUCUUUAUCGUCAGCAUCGCAGAAUUCCGCGUUGCCACUAACAGACACCACAACAUCUUCAGUAUCAUCUCAAUCUGGUUCUUCCGUUUCACAAAUUUCACCACUAUCAACGGUUAACUCGCCAUCUUUAACAGAAUCAUUUGCAUCAUCAUCUAUUUCUUCAACUGAAUGUUCAUCUGGAAUUCAUAAAAGUGUAUCUGUUAGAACGUCGAUUGCCUCAUUAUGUGAUACAAUGCGUCAACAAAUACUAUCACGAGCAUUUUAUGGUUGGAUUGCGUACUGUAGACAUUUAAAAACUGUUCGUACACAUUUAGCAGCUUUAGUUUAUCCAGGAACAUAUCUGAAUGAUCGUGAACAAGAUACAGCGUUGACUAUUGACGCAUGGACAGAAUUAUUUCUUGAUAGACAAAGUUUGCAUCUUCCAAUUGACAAAAAAGAAAUAUAUCGAAGAAUAUAUUAUGGUGGAUGUGCACCAUCUAUUCGAAAACAGGUAUGGCCAUUUUUAUUGAUGCAUUAUCCAUUUGAAUCAACAAUUGAAGAACGUGAAGAAAUUAAUCGUACGACAGCUGAAAAUUAUAAACGACUCGCUAUAGAUUGGCGUGAUGCUGAAGAUAUCGUUUGUCGACUUGAUCGGGAACUGUAUGGUAGGAAAGGAGCCCGUUUAAUUAGUUCAACUUUAGAUUCAAAUGACACAUCAAUCGUUCCUGCCGUUAAUCCUGAACUCAUAACGAAUGAUAAAACAUUAUUAAUACGAAAAGAUUCUAGUUUUUCAAAUGAUGUCUUUUUUGAGGACUGUACUUUUCAUAGUAUUGUUUUACCUAUUGAAGAAGAGUCUAGUCGUCAAAGUACUCCGUUGUGUGAAAAUCAACCAAUAACUUCGAAUUCAGCGUUAAUUGUUACCAUACGUACACAAUCUGUCAUCGAUCGUGCAUCGCCAUACCACGUCAUUGAAACAAGUUGCGCUGAUGAUGAUGCUUCAGAAAUAUUAACGACGGAUUGGAAUUUACAAACUGAUGACAAUCACCAGACAAACGAAGAUGAAAAUGAGAAUAAUGAUGUAAUUAAUGAUCAAAAUAAAGAAAUGGUUGAUGAUAAUGCCCAGUGUACUAAUGAACGACGAUUUCAUAUAUCUUCACCAAGUUCGAGUUUAACAAGCAGUAUGGACGUUUAUAUGGAUGCAGUCGAUAUUUUACAAGAACAGCAAGACCAAAAAUCUGAUGAUUCAUUGAUACCAGUUUAUUAUGGUCGCUUUACAAAAGAAACAAUUGAUUUAUUUUCCUCAAAUUUACAUCGUAUCGAUAAAGAUGUGGCUCGUUGCGAUCGAAAUUACAUAUACUAUUCAAAUUUGAAUAAUUUGAAAAAGUUACGGAACAUUAUGUGCACAUAUGUUUGGGAUAAUUUAUCAAUUGGUUAUAUCCAGGGCAUGUGUGAUCUUGUUGCACCAUUAUUAGUUGUUUUUGAUGAAGAAGUGAUCACUUAUAGUUGUUUUUGUUAUUUGAUGAAGAGGUUGGUACCAAAUUUUCCACAUGGUGCAGGAAUGGAUCAACAUUUUGCAAAUAUGCGUUCAUUAUUAAAAAUACUUGAUUCAGAAUUAUACGAACAUAUUCAUCGUACCGGCGAUUUUACACAUUUCUAUUUUUGUUAUCGAUGGUUUUUACUUGAUUUCAAAAGAGAAUUUGUUUAUAAUGACAUUUUUCGUGUAUGGGAAAUAAUUGCAUCCGCUAGACGUCUUGUAUCAAAACGUUUUGUCCUAUUUAUCGCAUUAUCUAUGUUAAAAUGUUAUCGUGAUAUCAUAUUGGAUAAUCGCAUGGAUUUCACGGAUAUAAUACGUUUUUUCAAUGAAAUGGCCGAAAGACAUGAUGCCACUGAGAUACUUCGCACCGCUCGUGAUUUAGUAUUAGAAUUACAAAAAGUGAUUGAUAAUAAAUAA